AUGACAAUAGCCUUAAAUCGAUCGCAGCACGCACCUUGUUCAGCCCCUUGCUUGUCUGCAGUAACAUCAACAACUCAAGAGGAAGACAUUCAACACCAACACCACCACCACAAUCAACAUUCGUUGUCGCAUGGUCCCUGCACUCCACCCACUUCACCCAAUCCUGACCUUGUCUUCAAGUCUUCUACCCUCGUCAAUCAGCAGCAAAGUUCCGAAUACAUUGCACCCUCCACUCCACCUCCAUCGCGUUCAAGCACUGUGAAGAGGUCGAUACCCAUGAAUACUACACAUACCACCAACAACCACCCUUCGCGCAAAUUCCCCGAGCCAUCCACUACAACCACUGGUGGCAGUAAACUAUUAGCAGAUGUCCAGAUAACAACUCCAGAGCAAGUAGCAACAGCUGCAACCACUAGCAACCACCAUGAUACCACCACCAAUAAUGAUGAUCAUCCAUUAUGCAACAAGGAGAAUGGAAGCGAUAACCAAGCAGCAGCAGCGACAACAACAAUCUUUGAUCCUCUACAUCCUUUGGCCCAUGAUAAUGAACCAUCAACAACAGCACCAGUCAAUAUCCCACAAAAACCCAUUAGGGAUUCAGAUUCAGGCCGACAUACGUUUACACAAUCCAUCAACAAUUAUCGUCGGGCAUCCUUACGUUCUUCCAUGUCUAUGCGCCGUGCUCGUCAAUCAAGUAUCCUGGAUUUGGACCCUGAAGAACAAGCAGCCCUCAAAGUGGAGAUCGCAUCUCGUCGUGCAGCUCGUCGUGCUUCUACUCGUAAACGACGCACCUAUGCAGACACAGAUGAUGAAGAUGAUCACCAGGAUCAUAUCCGUAUCGGCACUCGUAUCGCUGAAGGUCAUCGAAAUUACCAGCUCAUGUACGACAUGCUGACAGGUAUACGCAUCGCGGUGGGGCGGGUCUCUGCCAAAAUGUGGCGCGAUUUGACAGAUGAGGACUUCAAAGCUGCUCACAAGCUGGUGUUUGACAUCACUGGGAAUGAGCUUACGCCAGGGGUCAAGUACGACUUUAAGUUUAAGGAUUAUGCACCUUGGGUCUUUCGCCAUUUACGUGAAAAGUUUCAUGUCGAUGCUGCUGAUUAUAUGAUGUCGUUGACCAACAAAUACAUCUUGUCGGAAUUGACGUCUCCAGGAAAGAGUGGAAGUUUCUUUUAUUAUUCAAGGGAUUAUCGUUUCAUUAUCAAGACCAUUCAUCACACUGAACAUCGAUUCCUACGAAAGGUGCUCAAGGAUUAUUACAAUCAUGUAUGUCAAAAUCCCAACACCCUGCUUUCACGCUUCUACGGCCUUCAUCGCAUCAAGUUACCUCGUGGUCGCAAGACGCAUUUUAUCGUUAUGGGAAAUGUCUUUCCAGGCAGCAAGGAUGUCCAUUUGACUUUUGAUCUCAAGGGCUCAACUUUUGGUCGUCUUACCCCUGAAGAAGAACUCGAGAAAAAUCCAGGUACGACGCUCAAGGAUCAGAAUUGGAUCACUCGUGGAGAACGGCUUCGACUUGGACCUGAGAAACGAUCCUUGUUUUUGAAGCAGCUUGAUCGUGACGUUGAGCUGUUGACACGUCUCAACAUCAUGGAUUAUAGCUUGUUGAUUGGCAUACAUGAUCUUAGACGGGGCAACGCUGAAGGCAUUCGUGAUCAUCAACUUCAUGUGGUCAAGACCGAUCAUAUGGAACGACAAAUGUCAUUCGGCGGCUCAAGUCGUCGAGGAAGCAAUGCUGAUAUCGUACGAAAGGCAUUACGGAAUACAAGUCCGGUACAAUUGGAUAGUUCAGAAUUACCAGAGUCCCCAUCCGAGGAACGCCGCUGGUGCAUCUUUUAUGCAGACGAUGGUGGUUUUCAAUCAACUGAUGAGCACAAUCUACCUGGAUUAUCGCUUUAUUUUGUUGGCAUCAUUGAUAUCCUUACUCCUUAUAACAUGGUGAAGAAAACCGAGCACAUAUGGAAGAGCAUUACCCAAGAUAAGUAUGGGAUCUCUGCCGUUCCACCCACAGCUUAUGGAAGACGUUUCCUCCAAUUCAUGAAGAAGGCGGUCAUGCCAUCAUCCUCCUCAUCUUCGAAUUAA
Lichtheimia ornata is the source of this 2079-nucleotide messenger RNA. RefSeq lists its product as uncharacterized. Gene Ontology annotation, biological process: phosphatidylinositol metabolic process. Bases 1 to 2079 code for a protein of 692 amino acids. The record is from RefSeq and is a predicted model, not a curated record. Gene Ontology annotation, molecular function: phosphatidylinositol kinase activity. Lineage: Eukaryota; Fungi; Mucoromycota; Mucoromycetes; Mucorales; Lichtheimiaceae. The transcript has 10 exons.